UGAGGCGUUACGCAAAGAAACUUGUACUUAAUUAACGGGACGAGACAUCAUGUAGUUUUUUUCCAUCAGAGAGAGAAAAACCACACGAUUUGCAAAUAACAAACAGAAUACCUUCCGUAUAUCCUCCUCUCCGAUUCCGACUCACCUCCGCUGGUAGCUCUGACCGAUCCUAACAGAAGACAAAUCUCGGGAAGCUAUACAGUUACAAGUUCACGAUGGGUUCUGUAACCACACAACCUCUCUUCUCCUUUGGUGUCAUCGCCGACGUUCAAUACGCCGACAUUCCAGACGGCCGCUCCUUCUUAGGCACUCCUCGAUACUACAGAAACAGCAUCCUCGUCCUACAAAAAGCUGUCCAAGCCUGGAACCAACACGGCCACCUCAAAUUCGUCAUCAACAUGGGUGACAUCGUCGACGGGUUCUGUCCCAAGGACCAAUCCUUAUCCGCCACCAAGAAACUCGUCAACGAAUUCCAAAAAUUCCAAGGCCCUGUCUACCACAUGAUAGGCAACCACUGCCUCUAUAACCUCCCACGCCGAGAGCUGCUUCCUUUGCUCAACAUCCCUUCUCGUGAUGAUGAUAACAACGCUUACUACGAGUUUUCGCCUGCGCCUGAGUAUAGAGUCGUGGUGUUAGAUGGGUAUGACAUCAGUGCUGUUGGUUGGCCUGAGGAUCACCCCAAGACGAUGGCUGCGUUGAAGAUACUUGAGGAGAAGAACCCGAACUCGGAGAAAAACAGCCCCGAGGGGCUUGUGGGUGUUGAGAGGAGGUUUGUUAAGUAUAACGGUGGUGUUGGGGAGAAGCAGCUGGAGUGGCUGGACGGUGUGCUUAAAGAUGCGACGGAGUUGAAUCAGAGAGUUAUUGUCUGCGGGCAUGUGCCUAUGAGCCCUGGUUGUGCGUCCAGUGCUGCUUUGUUGUGGAAUUUUGAUGAAGUGAUGAGUGUUAUACACAAGUAUGAUGUUGUUAAGGUUUGUUUGUCGGGGCAUGAUCAUAAAGGUGGGUACUUUGUUGAUUCUCGUGGGGUUCAUCAUAGGUCGCUGGAAGCUGCUUUGGAGUGUCCACCGGGUACGUAUUCGUUUGGGUAUGUUGAUGUGUAUGAGAACAAGUUGUCUCUUGUUGGUACUGGUCGGAUGCUGAGCACUGAUUUUGAGAUCUAGAGGGUUGCUAAAUGAUAAAAUGUCUUGAAUGCAGAUAUUGUAAACACCAUUCCAUUGCUAUAAGAUGGAUACAUUUUUUUCUUAUUAUUGUUGUGAUUGUAAUAUCAUACGGCUGCAUGUGUACCUAUGUGUUUUUACGCUUUGGGAAUAAGGUGAAAAUAAAAUAUACAUUAGUUUCAGUUUGA
Messenger RNA from Brassica rapa (field mustard), 1342 nucleotides. Its product is annotated as manganese-dependent ADP-ribose/CDP-alcohol diphosphatase. Gene Ontology annotation, molecular function: manganese ion binding; 2',3'-cyclic-nucleotide 2'-phosphodiesterase activity; ADP-ribose diphosphatase activity. The record is from RefSeq and is a predicted model, not a curated record. Lineage: Eukaryota; Viridiplantae; Streptophyta; Magnoliopsida; Brassicales; Brassicaceae.